This is a messenger RNA of Blastomyces gilchristii SLH14081, 2469 nucleotides long. RefSeq names its product aldose 1-epimerase. Gene Ontology annotation, biological process: beta-D-galactose catabolic process via UDP-galactose, Leloir pathway; glucose metabolic process. Gene Ontology annotation, molecular function: aldose 1-epimerase activity; carbohydrate binding. The record is from RefSeq and is a predicted model, not a curated record. NCBI's taxonomy places the organism in Eukaryota, Fungi, Ascomycota, Eurotiomycetes, Onygenales, Ajellomycetaceae. The transcript has 2 exons. The coding region runs from base 832 to 2061 and encodes 409 amino acids.
CUUCAAUUUUGAACUAUAUAUUUCUUUCAUAUUUCUUUUAUGCCCUAUAUCGGAGCGACAGCAGUAUUCCAGCGCGUCUGGCCCGGCAACCCUGGACAUGCAACCUAGUUUUUCUCCGCAACAAGGAAUCCAGCGACUGCCUUUCUGGAAAGCUGUAGAUCGUCCUGCCCAGCCAACGAUUUUUCUUAGACAUGAUGACGAUCUCAAUUGCAGAGUGACGAAUGUUAUCGUUUGGCGCAUGGGUCCGCAGCUGCGCUUCGGCUGCAGGUGGAGUUUACUCAACGUCCCCAAGUUUUCCAGGACGACGGGCAACAUAUCUCAAAUCAUCCUGGACUAGCUGCUUGCUUGACAGUCAGAAAGUAUACAUUUCAUCGCAUCUCACUUCAUUGGAGAGAGCCGAACAAAAACGGGGACGUAGCUCGGUUACAGGAAUCAAUAUCCAGGAAAAGAAAACUAGAUCGAAGUUGUAGGUCCAGUACCUUCAACGAAAACUCAGAUUGCACACUGCUCUGUCCAAGACUUUUGGAUUCCCAUCUCGAAGCUUUCUCCAAUCUGAGUUCAAGCUCCCCCCCCUGUUUCCGGGAAACACCCAAUCACCACUCGACCUCGUCGCUAAGCAUUUCCUUUCCGUGGUAUCCCUGCUGCGCGGUAAUGUCACUAAGUUAACUGAGAUUCAUGUUCCCCGCGUGGGAGUGGGUGAUGGCACGCGGGAAUCUAUAAAAUAAUCCGGUCCUCCUGCUCUGCUUCUUACCUGUUACAACCUCUUCACAACACAUUUUCACCACCUACAGAAUCUUAGCCAUCAUUAUCACUUGUCUUAUAGCCGCACCAAUGUAUUUCAAUCCAGCCGCUUUACUUGCGUCGGCGCUGCUAUGGGGUUCCUCCCUGGCAGCGUCCUAUCCUAUUACUUCUCCAGAUCCGUUUAAAACUUAUGUCAUUUCCGCGCAGAACAUUCAGGCGACAUUAAUUCCAUAUGGCGCCACCCUGACUUCACUUUUAGUCAACGAUCGGGAUGGCAAGCAGCAGGAUGUUGCCGUCGGUUACGAUGAUCCUAAACAAUAUCUAACCGAUACCAAGACCAACCAUACCUACUUUGGCUGCAUCGUAGGAAGAUACGCCAAUAGAAUCAAAAACGGCUCCUUUGAACUAGACGGUGUUAAGUAUCCCAUUACCAAAAACGAAAACAACGACACCCAGACUCUCCAUGGAGGUGUUGUUGGGUAUGAUCAGCGUCCUUGGACCGUGGUAAAUCACACUGAGACCUCCGUUACCUUCAGUCUCCUCGACACUGGCUUUGAAGGUUUCCCUGGUGACGUUAUCACAUAUGCCACCUACAGCGUCGGUUCAUCGUGCUCUAAAGAAAAGACGAAAUGCGGAACCAAAUUAACUGCAAAAACCGUUUCUCUUGCCUUGACGAAGAAGACACCUAUCAUGUUGGCACACCACAUUUACUGGAAUCUAAAUGCGUUCAAAAGGCCCAACGUGUUGAACGAUACUACCUUGCACCUGCCGUUGUCAAAACAAUUUAUCUACAUCGAUUCCGCGGCGAUCCCAACAGGCAGGCUCGCAGACACCGCAACGACAUUCGACGGUGCCCUUGACUUCACUCAGCCGAAGCUCAUCGGCAGAGACAUCGCCUCGGCCAAGAAUUGCGGUGCCAACUGCACAGGGUAUGACAACGCAUUCAUCAUCGAUCGCCCAGUUAAUGAAUCAGACUGGACCUCGUCCCCUGAAACUAUGGCUGUCGCUCUGAACAUGGCUUCCAGUACCUCCGGCAUCAGCAUGCAAGUUACCACGAACCAAAAGGCCAUCCAAAUAUACAGUUGCAAUAAUCAGGAUGGGACAAUUCCCGUCAAGAAAUCUCAGGUUCACCGGAAUAAAAUGGAAGGCAACAAAGAGAGUGUAGACGUUAUUAACCAAUACGGCUGUAUUGUUAUCGAGACCGAGAGCUGGAUUGACGGCAUCAGCAACCCUAAAUGGGGCCAAGACAACUUCCAGAUCUACUCUCUCGACACCGGACCAGCCGUGAACUGGGUUACUUUCGCUUUUGGAAAUGUUUGAAAUGGAUUUUGUGAAAUCUAGGACUCGGGGUUUUAAACGGGCCAACCAGAUUUUAGGCCGAAAAGGGGGUAAAGGUUAUCCUUUCACAAUAUUUCCUUGGUCCGUUUCCCACGUGUUUUCUCCUGUUAUUUCUGGUCCUUAUCCCUUUUAAUUUUCCGCUGGUUUUAUUUUACCUGUUCCUUUAAUUGGCGCCGUUGUGCACUUUAAUUCUUAAUCAACCUUAUCUAUCAUAUAGAUAGAUACCUACUUCUGUAUCGAUAAUUUCCUUUGUUCCCUUCACCCGGAGGUACUCAUGAUCGAUGGCGCUGUUUCGAAAACAAGGGAGAAAAAAAAAAAAACAAUCAGUAUUUAAUUUGUAUAUAGGGAGCAAAAGCAAAUGUAGCGUUUUAAUACACAAUGAUAUUUUCA